AUGCAUGAAGAUGAGAAAAUAGGGGGUCUGCCAGUUUAUCCAGAUAAGUAUGAAGAUUUUGCAUUCUGUGUGAACUCAAGUGAACUAUUUGAAGUUUCUUUUAAAGGGAGCUUAUUCACAUGGUGGAAUGGUAGAGCUGGUAGAGAUUGUAUUUUUAAAAGGUUGGACAGAAUGCUCACUAACUCAAAACUACAGGAUUGGUUUGGUCACAUGGAAGUUGAACAUUUAUCUAGAACUGGUUCUGAUCAUGCUCCUCUUCUACUUACUUGUGGAAAUUCAUCUCAACAUUUAAGUCUGUUUUUAUCAGAAUGGAGUAAAGCUACCUUUGGGGAUAUCUUCAAGCAACUGGUAGUAAGGGAAGAUAUUGUGAGAGUUAAAGAACAGUUUUUUGAAGAUGAUCCUUCUCCUGCAAACAGGAUGGUUCUCCAACUAGCACAAGCAGAAUUGAAGAAGUAUAUGCAUUAUGAGGAGGAGUUCUGGAGACAGAAAUCUCAUUUUACUUGCUUUUCUGAGGGGGAUGGGAAUACAAGGUUUUUCCACAAUAUGGUAAAUGGUAGGAGGAAGAGAUUGCAGGUCAAAAGGAUGAAAAAGCAAAAUUUUACACAGGAGGAUAUCUCCUCAGAUUUCUCAUUGCUGCAACAUGUUCCUAAUAUGGUUACUCAGGAGAAAAAUCAAAUACUUACCAGCAUGCCAACUCUAGAAGAUGUUAAGAAUGCAGUUUUUGAUCUAUCAGGAGAUAGCUCAGGUGGUCCAGAUGACUUUUUGCCAAACUCCAUAACUCAUACAAAUCUGGUUGUGAUCCCAAAGAAGAAUAAUGUUGAGACCUUUGCAGAUAUGAGGCCCAUAAGUCUCAGUAAUUUUAUAAACAAAGUGAUCUCUAGAGUGGUGCAAAAUAAACUUGAAAAUGUUUUGCCCUCUUUGAUAUCUACUAAUCAGUCUGGUUUUGUAAAGGGAAGAUGUAUCAUUGAGAAUGUAUUGUCGACUCAAGAAGUGGUUUCAGAUAUAAAACUUAGGGGAAAACCAGCUAAUGUGGUGCUUAAAUUGGAUGUGGCUAAGGCUUAUGAUAGAGUAUCAUGGGAUUUUUUGGCAAGAGUCCUGAGGAAGAUGGGAUUUGCAGAAGUAUUUAUAGAUAUGAUAUGGAGAUUGAUAGCAAACAAUUGGUACUCAGUUCUAUUCAAUGGACAGGCUUCUGGAUUUUUCCAUUCAACAAGAGGUGUUAAGCAAGGAGAUCCACUCUCUCCUGCUUUGUUUAUUUUGUCUGCAGAAGUGCUGUCUAGAGCAUUGAACUCUUUAUUUGAGGACAAUGGCUUUAGAAGCUAUGGAAUGCCUAAAUGGAGUGCUAAUUUGAAUCAUCUUGCUUAUGCAGAUGAUACUAUUAUAUUCUCAUCUGCAUAUGCUACUUCAUUACAGCUGAUCAUGGGAAUAUUACAGGAGUAUGAGCAGAUGUCAGGGCAGCUUAUCAACAAAGGAAAAAGUUCCUUCCACAUGCAUAGUAAAGUUGCAAAUAUGAUAGUGCAGUAG
Lycium ferocissimum is the source of this 1521-nucleotide messenger RNA. RefSeq lists its product as uncharacterized. The transcript has 4 exons. The record is from RefSeq and is a predicted model, not a curated record. Lineage: Eukaryota; Viridiplantae; Streptophyta; Magnoliopsida; Solanales; Solanaceae. Bases 1 to 1521 code for a protein of 506 amino acids.